Molecule: messenger RNA, 5436 nt
Organism: Marmota monax (woodchuck)
Lineage: Eukaryota; Metazoa; Chordata; Mammalia; Rodentia; Sciuridae
Gene: Fam43a
Product: family with sequence similarity 43 member A
Exons: 1
Coding region: 940-2229 (429 amino acids)
Source: RefSeq, a predicted model, not a curated record
CCUUCCCUGACAGCAAUGAUGUGAGGGCAGCCUGCCACCGCUUGCAGGACUGAAGAGGGCGCGCUGCAAAGACCAGCAGCCGACCGUGGAGAGCCCGGGAGUGGAGUUGGACAAUCCUCGGAGAGAAGAAAUGAGGUAGCGGCGAUCCCCGAAGCCGACCAUGCGUGCGCCCCGACCUUGGAGCCCAAUGCUGCGGUGGUGGAGCUGGUCUGGACAGUGAGCUGGCGGAGCGUGAGUCCCCGGCAUCCCGCUGGAGCGAAGAUGCAGUGAGCCACCGCGGGACUGCUGCGCGGGGCCCGCCGAGGCCAGCCGGACCUAUCAUCUAACCACACUUUGGGCUCGCUACUGAUUCCAGGACUUGCUCAGCUGAGAGGUUCUCGGUCUCCAGCACCCCUAGUAGGUGGGGAGCCCUGGACCCUGGGCAAACUGCUGAAGAGUUUCCGCGGCUUCUGGCCCCAGGCCCGGGGUUUGUGUGUAUGUGGCAGGGGGCCCUGUUCACGUUGGCCGGAGUUCCUGCAGAUUCCCGCACCACCCCGUUGCUUUUGCCGAGGCUCCCUCUAUUUAUUUGUAUGCGCGCAUCUCGCUUUUCUUCUGACAUUUUCCGCUCCACUCUCCUUCCCUUUUCUCUCGUUGUGUUGCUUGCCUGAGACUUUUUGCCCUCGUCCUUCACCAGGCUGGGGUAAUUCUCUGUGUGUGCGCCUCCACCCCUUACAAACUCGAAGCUGAAUAUUUUCCUUUAACAAUUCUUCCCCACCCCCUGCGGGGAUCCCAAGCACUAUCCGUUCUUCCCUGCCCCCCUCUUCCUACCACUGGCCGGCUCCCAGCAGUUUUAUCUUUCGGUCUUGCCCGGGCCAAGCCCGGCCGGGGCUGGUGGCUCAGCUGGGUUCAGACCCGGGGCUCGGCCGCCGCCGCCCAGCUGCGCCCGGGUGCCCUCCAGAGAUGCUGCCCUGGAAGAAGCACAAGUUCGAGCUGCUGGCCGAAGCGCCGCCGCGGCAGACGUCCAAACCCAAAGGCUACGCUGUGAGCCUGCACUACUCAGCGCUCAGCUCGCUAGCGAGAGCGUGCCCCGAAGGCGCGCUCAGUCGGGUGGGAAGCAUGUUCCGCUCCAAGCGCAAGAAGCUGCACAUUACCAGCGAGGACCCCACAUACACCGUGCUCUACCUGGGCAAUGCCACCACCAUUCAGGCGCGCGGCGACGGCUGCACCGACCUAGCCGUAGGUAAGAUCUGGAGUAAAAGCGAGGCGGGCCGUCAGGGUACCAAGAUGAAGCUCACGGUGAGUGCACAAGGUAUCCGUAUGGUGCACGCUGAAGAGCGCGCGCUGCGCCGCCCGGGCCACCUCUACCUGCUGCACCGCGUCACCUACUGCGUGGCAGACGCGCGGCUACCCAAGGUCUUCGCCUGGGUGUACCGGCAUGAGCUGAAGCACAAGGCGGUAAUGCUGCGCUGCCAUGCCGUUCUGGUGUCUAAGCCGGAGAAGGCGCAGGCCAUGGCCCUGCUGCUCUACCAGACUUCGGCCAACGCUUUGGCGGAAUUUAAACGCCUCAAGCGGCGGGACGACGCGCGUCACCAGCAGCAGGAGCUGGUGGGUGCGCACACUAUCCCGCUAGUGCCCCUGCGCAAACUGCUCCUGCACGGAUCUUGCUGCUAUAAACCGCCGGUGGAGCGGAGCCGCAGCGCGCCCAAGCUCGGCUCCAUCACCGAGGACCUGCUGGGCGAACAGCAGGAGCAGGAGCUACAGGAGGAAGAGGAAGAGGAGCACCCCGAGGGCUGCCUGGAGGAAGAGGAGGAGGAGGAGGAGGAGGAGAAUCGUGUGGGGGUGGAGGGCCCAGCAGAAGAGGAGACCGAGGCACAGAGGGCACUGGUGGUGGCCAUGCACUUCGAAUGUGGGGACUUGCUAGACACCAUGGAGAAUGGGCGCGAGGAGAUGCUGGGGGGCGGCGUCGUCUCGCUGGGCCCUGGGCUGGGGACUCCACCUCCGCUGUCGUGCAGCGCCUCAGACGUGAAGGCUCAGCUGUCGCAGCUUAUUAACGACCUGGGAGAGCUCAGUUUCGGCAACGAUGUGCGCACCCUGCAGGCAGACUUGAGGGUGACGCGCCUGCUGUCGGGCGAGAGCACUGGCAGUGAGAGCUCCAUCGAGGGCGGAGGCCCGGACGCAACCUCCACCACUGCUGGGAACAAGUCUGGUUCCGCAGACAGCUCCAGCCCGGACGAGCCCCACUCGGGUUGAGCUCCCAGCAGACUCCUCGGUGCUCCCCUGGCACCCCACAGUGGCUCCCCAACCGUCGUUCUAGCAAUCUCCCUAUUCCCCGCCUGCAUCCAAAGGAAAUCGGGCACGUGGGGCCCUGGUCCUGGGUUCCCUAUGGUCCUCCCCAUCCACCCCGCGCCCUAACACUUUUUGCUCUUUUGGAGGCGGCUCUGGUUGCGAGUGGGGAUGUGGGAGAUGUGAAAGAGAAAACCCUACGGAGGAGAAAGGGGUAGUCUUCUUGGUGGUGGUGAAGAGAAGGGCCCCUGAAGUUCAAAUAGUCCAGGAGGGCAGUGUGAGGUGCCUGUCCGCCAGUUUCCUGUUUGCUAAGCAGCUGGGGCCUGAGGAGGAGGGGUUAACUUCCUCCCUCAACCCCUCACUGGGCGAGGCCUUGCCCUGUCAUUGAGAUAUCAUUAAAAAAAAAAAUCUCACAAUGUUUAAGGUUUAAAUACCACUCUUUUGCACCCAGUUCUUUUUGGUGAGAGAGCUUGGGCUGUUUACCUCAGACUCAGACUCUUGAAAUUCUGCCAAAUUCCUCAAAUAACUAUUGGGGGGGGGGUGUUAUGAAAGAAAGCGGCAUUUUGUUUACAGUUAAAGACAUCUAAUGUCUAAAAAAGAGUUCUCCUUUAGAGUCACAUACACCUUCCUCCUGGCCCAAAUAUCUCACUCCAUGAUGCUGUGUAAAAUAUUUUUGCACUGUUGUGAAGUAUUUUUGACAUUUUUUGUACAUAACUGUGUUCUCAGAGCUGAAUGUUUAUAACUUUUGCUGUGCAAAAGAAACAUGUAAAAUGUUGUUCAGUUGUAUAUAUGGAAAUGUGUAUAAAACAUUUUGUUAUUUUUUGAGUAGCACUGCUCUGGUUCUGUUGGCAUGCCAUGGGGAAGAGAAUAAAUAGGAAAAUUUAACAGAACAGGUGAGCAUCUGGAACUGCUACAGGGGGUGCUCAGAUCUAAGUUGUGCAUGGUCUUGGGCCUUUCUGGACGACACAACUCUCGGUGCUGUGUCUGGGACCCAACAGUGUUCCAUAUUCUUCAUUUAAAUUGUUUGAGCAUGGGCUUUCCCUCACCUUUUUGAGCUAAUUUUCGGAGAGGUCAGGGUGAGCUCCAUUUCCCACUUUCAGACCUGAGAGGCUAUGUGUGGAGGAGUGACAAGGUCUGCUAAGGUUUUGCCACCUCUUCUGUGGGUUGUCUUAAUGAUCAAGAAUAAGGAUACUGCCUGAUCUAUUCCCUUACAUUCAAGGAGUUUUAGAAAUGAAUUCCAGACCUAAAGGAAGUUGCCAUGGGCUCUCCGAGGAGUGGGGCAGUCUCUGCUUUUCCUGGGAGGAAAACCAAGUAGAGAGAAAAGUUGUAAGUUCCAAUCAUGUGUGAAUGAGUCAUGUGCAGGUGGGGUGGGGGUGGGUAGCGGCUUGCAGAGCCCGUUUCCUUCCCCUCUACAACCCAGCCUGGCCCAGUGGGAAUGGUAUGGAGGGCAAGGCAGAGGGGCUGUUAGAGAGCUUGGUCUGGGUAUGUGUUAUAGGGUUUUCAUUUUUUCCUGUGCGUUUGUUUCUGUUGUAAACUCCCAACAGAUGUCUCUAGUUGGGCUACACCCGAUCAGCUGGAAGUUGUAAUAAGAUGCUGCCACAACUGUGCCUUCUGCAAUUUAUUUUUCCCCUUUGCCCUUUUGGGCCUCCUUUGUUAUAGAAAUGGAUCUGCCCCCCCCCCCCACUCUGCCUUCCCUGAUGUUUUGCUUUGUUUUUGUCAUAAAUGUGUUCUGAGCAGUUAGAACCAGAGAUCCCAAGGAGUCUGGAAUUCACAGAAACCAGAGAGGAAGGGAGGGUGAAAGAUUUUUUUCCCCCUAAUUAGUGGGAGUGGUUCAAGAAUAAGACUGUCUUUGGAAAAAGAAAAACACCAAGGGAAUAGGUGGGAAAAAUUUUAAAAAAUUUUUUAUUUGUUUUAAUUAGUUAUACAUGACAGUAGAAUGCAUUUAUGCACUUUGAUAUACCAUUCAUAGAUGGGAUAUAAUUUCUCAUUUUUCUGAGUGUACAUGUUGCAGAAUCAUAUUGGUCAUGUAGUUACAUAUAUACAUACAGUAAUAAUGUCUAUUUCAUUCUACUGUCUUUCCUAUUCCCACAUCCCCUCUCUCCUCUCCCAUCACUUCCCUCUACCUAAUCUAAGGUAAUGCUAUUCUUCCUAGUGCCCCCCACCUUACUGUGAAUUAGCAUCCACAUAUUAGAGAAAGCGUUCAGGUUUUGUGGGAUUGGCUUAUUUUGCUUAGCAUGAUAUUCUCCAACUCCAUCCAUUUACUGGCAAAUGCCAUAAUUUCACUCUUCUUUAAAGCUGAGUAAUAUUCCAUUGAGUAUAUCUACCACAUUUUCUUUAUUAAUUCAUGUAUUGAGGGACACUUAGGUUGGUUCCAUAGUUUAGCUAUUGUGAAUUGAGCUGCUAUAAACAUUGACAUGGCUGCAUUACUAUAGUAUGCUGAUUUUAUUAAAAAAAAUAUUUAGUGUCUUCUUAAGGACCUUGGGAUAUGGGCCAGGCCUUUGAAACUGUUUUAUUUGUUUUGGAAGAGUUCCUAUUCCUCUCCCUGAAUACCUGAGAUAUAUAUCCUUGAGUGGCGAUUUAUUUAAUUUAAUUAAUUUAUUUAUUUGUGGUACUGGAGAUUAAAUCCAGAGGUGCUCUACCACAGAGCUACAUCCCUGGCCCUUUUUAUUUUAUUUUAUUUUGAAACAGGGUCUUGCUAAGUGCUGAGGCUGGCCUCCAACUUGUAUUGCCUGCCUCAGUCUCCUGAGUGACUGGGAUUACAGGUUACGCCACCAUGCCCAACUUGGACCAUACUUCUAAAUGCCUAGUAGAGAUCAGGAAGGUCAAAGCCAAGUCUACCUGCACACCCACAUUGAUGUGGCCUUCCACAUCAGCAGAUAGCUGUGUGGGCCAUCAUCAUCUUGUAGGACUAUAUCUCACAUUUCCAAUUAUUUCCACACAUUGCCAACUCCUCUGCUGUUCAAAACUUGUGAAGACCACAAACCGUGGAUAUAAUAUGGCUGAUACUUGGGAGCUGAGCAGGCUGUGUCUGCCUCAUUCUUAUCCAAUUUAUGUGUCUGUUGAGAAUGCCAAGGUUGGUUUUCAUCUAUGGUGAAUGCGGGUAUGGUAAUUGGUCAAAAAGCUCAGACAAAUUGCAUUUAAAUCAACACCAUCAAUAAAUAUAAGUCAACUGUC